This is a messenger RNA of Porites lobata, 3078 nucleotides long. NCBI's taxonomy places the organism in Eukaryota, Metazoa, Cnidaria, Anthozoa, Scleractinia, Poritidae. The record is from the annotation of a GenBank genome assembly.
AUGAGGGUGGAGAUAUAUGGCUGUGAAGAAGGUGUGCAAAUGUUUCAUAACUGAUUUAUCAUCCUCUUUCCAUGAGGCUUUACCAGGGAACACCAUGCAGGGAACUUUGCCAAACUCAGGCUUGUGACGUUUAGUCACUGUCCGGCACUAUUAUAAAAAAUAAACUAGUCACGCCCUCCCCACUGACGCCUUGCGAAGAGGUUGUGAGUUCCUGAAGGUCUCCUAAAAGCAAGGCAGACCAAACAGAUCGAAAAGGAUGUGGAAUAAGGACCAAGGACCAAAUGCCACUUUGCUCCUCAGAGACUCAAAUAAUCGUUUUAACUGAAACAAGGUCUUUAUCACAUACCAGCAUGCCUCUUUCCAGUUUUUUUUUUUCAGCUACCGGUCCGAAAGACUACAAAUAGUCCGUUAUUUUCUUUUGAGUCAUAGUAGAUCGAGAGUACGCGUGAGAAGAGAGUGGCGAAGCUGCGAGGGCGGAAGCCCGAGCCAAGAAAAUUGCCCUCUGCGCUCCAAUCUCUCCUCCUUUUUACUAUUAAUUUGCAUAAUUCUACUUGUUCGAUCCGGGCGCGCGUGGCUCUGAAACCGUUCUGGAGAAAAAAAGGACAACCGCUUGCGGUCCACCUGCGUUCCAAUUAUGCAAUGAGAGAUUUGUCUUUAACCGUUCUCAAUUAGACUUCUUCCUGGCCUUUAAGAAUGAAACAACUAUAACAAAGCGAAAAUAAGAGGAAUGUACACAUUAGUCUCUCUUAGUUACAACGCAACACAAAAACUUUAUGAGCUGAUUACUGGUUCAAGAAGAUGAAGGAGAUUAAAGUUUAGGUAAUGGAAAACUCCAGCAAUUAGUCGCUAUCUCCAUUUGCGUCUUUCUGCCAAUGUUUGACUAUAGUUAGUAAAUGUCACAUAAGUCUACAUGUAUUUGAGAAGCAAUCUAAAUUAAAACUGUUUUUUUUUUAUAACCCUCCAAUAAAAAAGUUGUCCUGUUCAGUAGCUGCUAAAGAUAAACCGAGUGUUUCCAAGCAUUACAUUUGUUUUCUGUCACCUAUUUUAUAUCAAACAGCUCGCAGUUGUUUUUUACCUCUGGGUAUGGAGAGUGGACAUCUGCCUGAUAGCUCAUUGUCAGCCUCAACAUCAGCCAGCUCCAAUCACAUUCCUCAGUUUGGCCGCCUAAAUAAAAUCCCAGCUAGUGGAAAAUCAGGCGCCUGGUGCGCGAAGAGUAACGAUGGCAACCAGUGGCUGCAGAUUUCCUUUGGACGACAAACUACAGUGACCAAAGUGGCGACUCAGGGGAGGUAUGACUCUGACUCUAGGGUGACUAGCUACAGUUUAUCUUACAGCGUGGAUGGUGCUCACUGGGUCUUGUACAGGCUUUCUGAUGGACACAUUAAGGUAUGACUAACAUGCAGUGGCAUUUCAGGCAAUUCUUAUUCUGUAGGAAACCACAGGAUGUGUUUCAUUUUGAUAUACUCAUACAUUUUUUUUUUAGUCUAGCAGGAUUUUAGAAAACGUUAUCGCUAAAAUAUGUCUCCAGUUCCGUCAAGCUCUCCAAAAGUAGCCAUUAUAAGUCAAAAACUAAUUGUGCAGCCAUAACUUUUUCUCUUCUUGUCUCCUCUUCUCUUUCUCCUUGCUCUCUCUAUUGUUCCUUUCCUUUUUCUUCGCUAGUGUAAUUUUCUGGCUUAAUCGGGCCCAAAAAAGACUUGCCUUUUAGCCUUCAGUUUUUCACUUAUUAAUAAAUAGCGGCAAAAGUUCACUGAAUGUUGGCAGGUACGUUCUCAAAACAUCCGGCCAAGUAUUAUUUUUAUUAUUUGGAGUGCAUGUCAUUUCUACAGAUCUAUAGGGGGUUCAACAUAAGCUUACACGGAAACACAGGAGCUUCUUUUAAUAAGCAUGAUGCCGUGUUACCACUUGGAUCAAGUGAUAGUUGUUAUUGCAGACUGCGGGAUUUUAUACUUCUCAUUAACAUGUUAUCAUAUUUUUUUAUACUCUUAACACGGUGGCAUUUUGACUUUUAAAAGUCUCGAGAAAGGGUUGUGGUCAUGUAUUUUACAAAUAUUUUGGUCAGGUAUUUGGAGGCAACGUUGACCGCCACACUCCAGUUCAGCAUUCUCUGUAUUCGUCAAUCCAAGCCCGCUAUCUUCGAUUUCAUCCCAAAACUUGGCAAAAUCACAUUUGCAUGAGGGCUGAAGUUUAUGGCUGCCAGGAAGGUAAUUUACACAGGAGGAUUUCCUGGAUUUCAGUAACUAGCAGUUUUUCAAUAUCGAAGAGGCCCCUCCUCGCCCCUCCAUCCUCUUGCAAACAAGUAAAGAAAAAACAUACAAACAAACGAGGAACUAAAACUAAAAAGAAGCUUAUAAAAGUUAACAGGUAUCCGCAACGAUGUUACGAAAAUACAUUUCAAAAUCAGUAUAAAAAUAGUGCGGAGCAUGAUAGUAAUACGACACUUGCUUUUGUACGUACUGUUUGUCAACCAUCCGUAAUGCACUGAGAUAGUGGCCACCUGGAAAAUUAACUUUAUGAUGUAUAUGCUGUGAAAAACAACAUGACCUUUCAUUAAUAGCGAAAUUUAAAAAAAGCAAACUCUUAAGCAUCGAUUACCAUUGACAUAUAUGUAAAAAAUUACACAGAACCAGUCCAAUCUUGAUAAUUAUUUGGCUAAUGACUGCCCUGUGUUCUCUUCCUUUUUUCGUUAAUUGAGAAUAAAUUUCUGUUUUAUAAGGACACCGUUGCUCCAUGUCGCUUGGAAUCGAAGAUGGCCGAAUUCAAGACAGCGCCAUGACUGCAUCCACCAUUCACAACAGUGCCUACGUAGCCCAGCUCGGCCGUUUGAACCUGGUAGCCAGGUCUGGUAAGGCAGGAGCCUGGUGUGCAAAGACAAAUAACAACAAAGAAUGGUUGCAGAUCGAUCUUGGAAAUCCUACUACCGUCACUAAGGUAGCCACGCAAGGAAGGCAAAAUGCCGAUCAAUGGCCGACCAGCUACUCAAUAUCUUACAGCCUCACAGGUUCUUAUUGGGUCCAGUACACAGUACGCGGUAAAAUAAAGGUAACAACACUAUACUCAUUGCACCGGCCCCAGAAAUAA